AACCCAGGAAUCGAACCAGGGUCUUCUGCAUUGUAGGUGGAUUCUUUACCAACUGAACUACAAGGGAAGCCCAUAUUUUCAUACCCAUACUUAUAACAGCACUAUUCUCAAUAGCUAAAAGGUGGAAGCAACCCAGAUAUCCAUGGACAGAUGGAUGAAUGAAUAAACAAAAUGUGGUAUAUAAAAAAAUCAGAAUAUUGUUUGGCUUUAUAAGUAAGGAAAUUCAUCACAUGCUACACAUGGAUGAACCUUAGUGAAAUAAUCCAGUCACAACCAAACUGAGAUUUCACUUAUGUGAGGUAUCUAGAGUAGUCAAAUUUGUAGAAACAGAAAGUAGAAUGGUGCUGAGAGGGAUGCAGUAUGGUGGAAAAGGGGAGUUGUUUUCUAAUGGGUAUAGAGAUUCAUGUUUGCAAGAUUAAAGUUCUCAAGAUAUUUCACAACAAUGUGACUAAAACAAACUAAACUGUAUACUUAAAAGUGGAUGAUAUGGUAAAUUUUGUUAUAUAUUUUUAACACAGUAAAAGGGGGAAGUGAUAUAUUUCAGUUUAAGAUAGGUAUUUUUCCUAAAUGAAAGCUAUCAGUAAACUUAGCCUGGACAAUUGUUAAAAUUUAAAUCUACACAAUCAACAGUAGAGCCUACAUUUUGGCCACAUGAUGUCGCUGUCUUACCACAGUAUAUCCUCUAAGAAGAAAAAAUACCCAGAACCCUAUUGUAACUCCAGCGAGGAGGAGAACAAUAAGAGAAGCAGCAGGACUUGAGCAGAGAUUAGAGGACAACAUUUAAAAUUUUGCACAACACAUGAUAUUCUAAUUUGAUCAACUCACUGAGAAUUGGUGAUGGUGUCUUCUAAGAGUAGGGGCGUGGAUAUCCGGCAUCUGCUUCCGCUGCUUCUGCUCUUAGCUGUAGGCGAGGCCGGGAGCGGCCAGGUCCGCUACUCAGUCCCUGAGGAGGCCAAACACGGCACCUUCGUAGGCCGCAUCGCCCAGGAUCUGGGACUGGAGCUGGAGGAGCUGGUGCCGCGCCUGUUCCGGGUGGCAUCCAAAGGCCACAGGGACCUUCUGGAGGUAAAUCUGCAGAAUGGCAUUUUGUUUGUGAAUUCUCGGAUCGACAGGGAGGAGCUGUGCGGGAGGAGAGCAGAGUGCAGUAUCCACCUGGAGGUGAUCGUGGACCGGCCGCUACAGGUGUUGCAUGUGGAGGUGGAGGUGAAGGACAUUAACGACAACCCACCAGUAUUUCCAGUGGCGGUAAAGACUAUCCGGUUUCACGAAUCGAGACUGCUUGACUCACGGUUUCCUCUAGAGGGGGCAUUUGAUGCAGAUAUCGGAGUAAACGCUCUUCUCACCUACAAGCUCAGCUCCAGUGAGUUUUUCUUUCUAGAUACACAGACAAAUGAUGAACUAAGUCAGUCUUUGUCUCUUGUGCUGAGGAAAUCUCUGGACAGAGAGGAAACUGCUGAAAUUAAUUUGUUACUAGUGGCUACUGAUGGGGGCAAACCUGAGCUCACCGGCACCGUUCAGUUGCUUGUUAAGGUAUUAGACGUGAAUGACAACGAACCUACUUUUGACCAAGCAGUUUACAAAAUACAGUUGUUAGAGAACGUGGCAAAUGGAACCUUGGUGAUUAAAUUAAAUUCUUCUGAUGCAGAUGAAGGAUCAAAUAGUGAGAUUAUGUAUUCAUUUAGUAGUGAUGUGUCCCGGGAUAUAAAGACCAAGUUCAACAUAGAUCCUAGCUCAGGGGAAAUCAGAACUAAGGGACAAUUAGAUUAUGAAGAAGUGAAAUUCUAUGAUAUUCAUGUCAUUGCGUAUGACAACGGGACUCCGUCAAUGUCUGGGCACUGUAAAAUUUCAGUGAAACUUGUGGACAUCAAUGAUAACUCACCAGAAGUCUCAAUCACGUCUCUUUCACUUCCCAUUCGAGAGGAUGCUCCACUGGGCAGUGUCAUUGCUCUCAUCACGGUGGCCGACCGUGACUCCGGUGUCAAUGGACAGGUGACCUGCACCCUGAUCCCCCAAGACCUCUUCAAACUGGUGUCCACCUUCAAGAAUUACUAUUCACUCGUUUUGGACAGCGUCUUGGAUCGCGAGAGCGUGGCGAACUAUGAGGUGGUGGUGACCGCGAGGGACGGGGGCUCACCUCCGUUGUCGGCCACGGCCAGCGUGUCGGUGGAGAUAGCUGACGUGAACGACAACGCGCCCGCGUUUGCGCAGCCCGAGUACACGGUGUUCGUGAAGGAGAACAACCCGCCCGGCCGCCACAUCUUCACCGUGUCGGCGCGGGACGCGGACGCGCAGGAGAACGCGCUGGUGUCCUACUCGCUGGUGGAGCGACGGGUGGGCGAGCGCGCGCUGUCGAGCUACGUGUCGGUGCACGCAGAGAGCGGCAAGGUGUACGCGCUGCAGCCGCUGGACCACGAGGAGCUGGAGCUGCUGCAGUUCCAGGUGAGCGCGCGCGACGCGGGCGUGCCGCCCCUGGGCAGCAACGUGACGCUGCAGGUGUUCGUGCUGGACGAGAACGACAACGCGCCUGCGCUGCUGCCACCCGGGCCAGGUGGAGGACCCAGCGCGGUGAGCCAGGUGGUGGCGCGUUCGGUGGGCGCGGGCCACGUGGUGGCGAAGGUGCGCGCGGUGGACGCCGACUCGGGCUACAACGCGUGGCUGUCGUACGAGCUGCAGCCGGCGGCGGGUGGCGCGAGCACCCCGUUCCGCGUGGGGCUGUACACCGGCGAGAUCAGCACGACGCGCGCCCUAGACGAGGCGGACGCGCCGCGCCAGCGCCUGCUGGUGCUGGUGAAAGACCACGGCGAGCCGGCGCUGACGGCCACGGCCACCGUGCUGCUGUCGCUGGAGGACAGCGGCCAGGCGCCCAAGGCCUCUUCGCGGGCGUUGUCUGGCGCCUCUGAAGCGGAGGCUGUUCUGGUGGAUGUGAACGUGUAUCUGAUCAUCGCCAUCUGCGCGGUGUCCAGCCUUUUGGUGCUCACGCUGCUGCUGUACACGGCGCUGCGGUGCUCGGCGCCGCCCAGCGAGGGCGCGUACGCGAGGGGCAAGCCCAGGCUGGUGUGCUCCAGCGCGGUAGGGAGCUGGUCUUAUUCGAAGGAGAGGCAGCAGAGGGUGUGCUCUGGAGAGGGGCCGCCGAAAACCGACCUCAUGGCCUUCAGUCCUAGCCUGCCUCAAGGUCCAGGCUCAGCGGACGAAAGACAACAACUCUCCGAAUCAGAACAAUUCGGAAAGGUGAGUCUCAAUUUUUUCCCCAUAAUCUCUAAAAUUGUUUUAUUUCCUUUGUUCUCUAUAAUUCUAUUAAUUAUUUUGAUUUAUAGUUGUUUUUAUUUAUAUCGUUAUCCUAUUGUGCAAUAUGUGAUAUGAAUAGAAAUCAAUUUCUUGCAUUGAGAAUAAAUUACUUAGAUGAUCUUUUUACAUUUUGAAAUUUCCAUAAAUUCCAAA
Bubalus bubalis (water buffalo) is the source of this 3438-nucleotide messenger RNA. RefSeq names its product protocadherin alpha-2-like. Gene Ontology annotation, molecular function: calcium ion binding. The coding region runs from base 838 to 3360 and encodes 840 amino acids. NCBI's taxonomy places the organism in Eukaryota, Metazoa, Chordata, Mammalia, Artiodactyla, Bovidae. Gene Ontology annotation, cellular component: plasma membrane. The record is from RefSeq and is a predicted model, not a curated record. Gene Ontology annotation, biological process: homophilic cell-cell adhesion. The transcript has a single exon.